GAGGCUCCGCGGAGCCGGAGGCGCAGCGCAGCGUCCCGCGGGGCAGAGGAGCCCCGAGCCCGGGGCUGUUCUUACCCCCGCCAGGAAGUUGCGGAGCCGCUGGAUCAGACGAGUCGCCGUCGCCAUCUUGGCCGCGGUGAAGGGCAGGGGCGCGGGGGGCGCCGGGAGCGCGCGCGCGGAACGCUGGGUCUCGCGAGACUCGGGGCUAUAUAAGGGGACGCGGGGGUUAGCCGCCCCUUUCCGCGCCCCGGAGCCGCCAUGGACACGAGCCGCGUGCAGCCCAUCAAGCUGGCCAGGGUCACCAAGGUGCUGGGCCGGACCGGCUCUCAGGGGCAGUGCACUCAGGUGCGUGUGGAGUUCAUGGACGACACGAGCCGCUCCAUCAUCCGCAACGUGAAGGGGCCGGUGCGCGAGGGCGACGUUCUCACCCUGCUGGAGUCGGAGCGCGAGGCCCGGCGGCUGCGCUGAGCUGGAGCCGCCCCCCUGCUGCCGAUCGUUCGUCGGGGAUGGAGCCUGGCGCAGCUCGUUCGGCCGUGGGCGCGCGUGGGGAGGAGCGUGGCGACCGGGUCACUGCAAUAAAGGGUUUUUCCAGUAGCCCCUUGCCCGGGUUUCACUCAUCAAGCGCCACCCGACAACUCUGGUUUGUUUCAUACCUGAGCACCUGCUGCUUUCCUCGGGUUCAGUAGCAACAUGCCCUGCUUGUUACUGGGGUUACAUAGAGUGUCUGCAUUGUAAUAUCACUGUUAUUGCACCUUUAUUGACCUGUCACAACAAAAAUAAUUCUGUUUUGAUUACAGUAGUCUUAAUCCUGACUUUCCUGGUAAACAAUUUUCUGUAUGUGAUGCUGAAGUGGCAUUAGAAGCUUACUGGACCUCAGUGGAAUUAAAUCGCAAGUUGAAAGUCAA
Messenger RNA from Agelaius phoeniceus (red-winged blackbird), 905 nucleotides. RefSeq names its product ribosomal protein S28 (gene RPS28). Gene Ontology annotation, cellular component: ribosome; cytosolic small ribosomal subunit. Gene Ontology annotation, biological process: translation; ribosomal small subunit assembly; maturation of SSU-rRNA. Lineage: Eukaryota; Metazoa; Chordata; Aves; Passeriformes; Icteridae. Gene Ontology annotation, molecular function: structural constituent of ribosome. The record is from RefSeq and is a predicted model, not a curated record.